UAAACGCACCGCUUGUUGCCAACUUCCCGUCAGUCAUUUUGUUCGGUGGCUGUAUUUCUAUGGUCGACGAUAUCGUUAAAAAUCUUUAACAUCGGCUAGUAAUUUCCAAAGUGACAUUAUGAGUCAAGCAAUGCCUGAAUUGGGCUCCAAGAUAAGCCUAAUAUCUAAAGCAGACAUUCGUUACGAAGGCCGGCUUUUCACCGUCGAUCCUCAGGAAUGUACCAUCGCUUUGGCUAGCGUGCGCUCAUUUGGUACGGAGGAUCGAGAGACGCAGUACCCUGUUGCGCCUCAGAGCCAGGUGUAUGACUACAUCUUGUUCCGUGGUACCGACAUCAAGGAUAUCCGCGUGCUGAACAAUGUGCCCUCACUACCCAAUGACCCUGCCAUCAUGCAGAUGUCUGUGCCACCAACGCUUGGCGCAGGCAGUGCACCAGGCCAGUUUGCGGGGCAGUACAAUCACCCAGUGGUGGGGCAGACACAGUACUCGCAGUACCACCCGAUGUCUGGCUUCCAAGGAAGUGUCCAUUCUCAGCUCAGUAAGACCAGUGAGUUGUCUCCGCAAACCUCAGUGGAGCUGGCACCCCAGCCCCCACCGGCUGCGGGUCCGAUUGGCUCAGGAGUGGCGCAUCACGCCAAUCAAGUGAAAGACCAAGGUUCCAUGCUUGAACUCAUUGGAGGAGGAUCUCAACAAAGUGCUUCGCGAUCGGGUACGCCCGCGGUUGGCUCGCACAGGAAGAGCCCCACGUCCGAUCAGGGCACGCAGGUCGGGUCCGUGGCUAGUGGGUCUAGCCAGCAACGCGACAGCCGACGUGGCAGUAACGGUCAGGCCCAAAAGGGUCCCGCGAAUCGCAACCGCACGAACUCGCGCAACCGCCAACGCUACCCCAGCGGCGGCGCGCCGGGGUCCCACCAGCCUCAUCAGCAGCAACACCAACAGCAGCAUCAGCAGCAACCGCAUCAACAGCAGCAGAUGCAGCAUAACCAGCACAACCAGGCAACCUCGAACCAGCAGCAACAUCAUCAUCACCAGUCUGGUAACUUCUCUGGCGCCGGGCAGGGCUACGGUCGCGGCGGCUGGCGGGGCCGGCCCCGUGGUCGCGGCCGCGGCUUCGUCCCAAGAAACAAGAAUACCCUCAAGUUCGACAAAGACUAUGAUUUUGAACAAGCUAACACAGAAUUUGAGGAGCUUCGCAGCCAAUUGGCCAAGACUAAGAUCUCAGACGGCGAGGUGAAAGUUGAGGAGUCUGAAGUAAUUAUUAUAACGCAGGGUGAGGUUGAUAAGAAGGAUGACUCUGGAAACGAGACGGGUGCUGGUGAACCGGAGGUUGAUGAAGACCAGAAUGGUUACACAGGGUAUGACAAGAACAAGAGUUUCUUUGACAACAUCUCCUGCGAGGCUGUUGAGAGGUCCAAGGGCAGAAGCCAGCGAACGGAUUGGAGGACGGAGCGCAAGCUGAACUCGGAGACGUUCGGCGUGGCGUCCGCGCGUCGCGGCGCCUGGCGCGGCCGCGGCGGCUGGCGCCACCACAACCCGCAGCACCAGCAGUAUGCUAACUACGUGCACAGUUUCUCGGACGACGGCAGAUGGCGCGCGAUGCGCGGCGGGCCCCGCGGCGGCCCGCGUGGCGGCCCGCGCGGGCCCCGCGUGCAGCCCGCGCCCAGCGCGCAGCCGCAGCCCGCGCAGCCCCAACCCGCGCCCACCGCAGCUAAGUAGGAUUUGAUGGAGAGCGUCCGCUACACCGAAAGAAUUUUUUAUCGCAGCAGGGACUAUUCAAAAAUGGAUAAGUGACGGAAAGUGUUAGUUUGGUGAUGAAGUGUCUUGUAUUGAUUUGGAAAGUAAAUGUCUUUGCGGGAAGUUUAAUUGUUGUGCAGAUUCAAGUUGAUGGACAUUGUUUUGGUGUGAUAGUGUUGUAUCCAAUAUAAUGGAAGGAUAAAGAUGGAAUUUCCCGUAAGAGCGCGACAGAACAAAAUGUCGGCACUAAGACGGCUCACUGUUAGUAUAAUGUAAGUAUAGGAGUGUCGUGAGCGAUAACGCAAUUAGGCAGGAUGUUGGCAUCAACUAAAUUGAAUUGUAUAAUGUCACAAGUCGACCAAUAGCUGAGGAUAUUAGGCUCAUUUGUGUAAUGCCAAUGUAUCGGUGAGUGAGAUAGAUGCCACUUGUAAAUUUCAGGGAGGCUAUGUAAUAAAAGUUGCAUAGGACACAAUUUAUUUAUGCAAUGAAUUAUAAAUAUUUUCAUAAAGCUUUCCUCCUCACCUGUUAUGAUUAAUUGUGCCUAUUUAGUUUUAAACCAUAUAUAUUUAAUGUACCUACUAAAAGGUCUUGAAUGGACGUUGCGCCUCCAUUUUAUUUAUUAAUUGCGAUGACAUGCGACAGUCCGCAGCAGUCCUGCUAGUAAAUUAAAGCGAGGAUAAAUUAGUUUCUAUUACCUGCUGGCCAGAAGUUUGAUGUGUAAUUAUAUAAAUCAUUGUGGGUUAGAGGCUGCCUCGGCAUGUUAUAAAUGUAAAGUGUUUAUUGACUGUCGUUCAUUUGUAGUUAGUACUAAAUAAAUGUGAUAGAGGGGACUGCUGCCAGUGUACGGAGACGUGUUGAGGGCACCAGCAUGUAUCAGAUCGGAUCGCCCGUGCCAACUACUUGUUUUACACAAUAUCAACACAGUAAAGUCUAUGUUUAUUCAAUAAAAUUCUUGUAAUAUUCAGUUCUCGAAAAGGACUAUUGUAUUUUCUUGUAGUUGAUUUGGAAUCAUUAACUUUUACCUACAUGUGUUCAUCGGCGAGUCCUUUUCAUGCAAAAAUCUGAAAUAAACUUGACAAACAUUUGAUAUUUGUAAAAAUCUGUAACUCAAAAGCUGUACCUGGUGAUUGUAACAAUAUAAAAUAUAACUUUACUACAAAUCUUCCAAAA
Messenger RNA from Helicoverpa zea (corn earworm), 2902 nucleotides. RefSeq names its product protein LSM14 homolog B-like. The record is from RefSeq and is a predicted model, not a curated record. Gene Ontology annotation, molecular function: mRNA binding. The transcript has 9 exons. Gene Ontology annotation, biological process: cytoplasmic stress granule assembly; P-body assembly. Bases 119 to 1714 code for a protein of 531 amino acids. Lineage: Eukaryota; Metazoa; Arthropoda; Insecta; Lepidoptera; Noctuidae. Gene Ontology annotation, cellular component: P-body.